GAGGGCCCGUCACGUGGGCCUGACAGCUGGGGCGGGGGUGGCCGGUGACAAUGUGGUCCCCAGGCGGCCGGCGCCGGGAGCUGCGGCGCUGAGACCCCCGGCCCGUCCCACCCAGCCGGGCCCCUCGGGCUCCCGGCCCGGGCCCCGUCAUGUUCUCCAGGAAGAAACGGGAGCUCAUGAAAACCCCUUCUAUCUCCAAAAAGAACCGCGCGGGAAGCCCCAGCCCGCAGCCCUCAGGGCCCCACUUCAUUUCUGGGGAAACUGAGGCAGUGUCCAGGCUGGAUAAUCCCUUUAACGAGCUCCCCUCGGACCUGCCCAAGGAGCUGCCCAGGAAGGAUGGGGCUGAUACUGCGAUCCCUGGACCGAGCCUGGAGCCGCCUGCCGGGUCCUCUGGCGUCAAGGCCACGGGCACCCUCAAGCGGCCCACCAGCCUGAGCCGCCACGCCAGCGCAGCUGGCUUCCCGCUGUCUGGUGCCGCCUCCUGGACACUGGGCCGGAGCCACCGGAGCCCACUGACAGCUCCCAGCCCAGGCGAGCUGCCCUCUGAGGGCAUCGGCCCUGAUGCCGUGGAGGACAUCUCCCACCUGCUGGCGGAUGUGGCCCGCUUCGCCGAGGGCCUUGAGAAACUCAAGGAGUGUGUGUUGCGUGACGACCUCCUUGAGGCUCGCCGCCCACUGGCCCACGAGUGCCUGGGUGAGGCCCUGCGUGUCAUGCGUCAGGUCAUCUCCAAGUACCCACUGCUGAACACCGUGGAGACGCUCACAGCAGCCGGCACCCUCAUUGCCAAAGUCAAAGCCUUCCAUUACGAGUGUAACAAUGAUCUGGAGAAACAGGAGUUUGAGAAGGCCCUGGAGACGAUCGCGGUGGCCUUCAGCAGCACAGUGUCCGAGUUCCUCAUGGGUGAAGUGGACAGCAGCACCCUCCUCGCAGUGCCUCCCGGGGACUCGAGCCAGUCCAUGGAAAGCCUGUAUGGACCGGGGAGUGAGGGCACCCCUCCCGGCCUUGAGGAAUGCGACGCUGGCUGCCUGCCCGCUGAGGAAGUGGACGUGCUGCUGCAGCGCUGUGAGGGGGGCGUGGACGCCGCACUGCUGUAUGCUAAGAACAUGGCGAAGUACAUGAAGGACCUCAUCAGCUACCUGGAGAAGCGGACCACGCUGGAGAUGGAGUUUGCCAAGGGCCUGCAGAAGAUCGUUCACAACUGCAGACAGAGCGUCAUGCAGGAGCCGCACAUGCCGCUGCUGUCCAUCUACUCGCUGGCCCUGGAGCAGGACCUGGAGUUCGGCCAUGGCAUGGUGCAGGCCGUGGGCACCUUGCAGACCCAGACCUUCAUGCAGCCCCUGACCCUGCGGCGGCUUGAACAUGAGAAGCGCAGGAAGGAGAUCAAGGAGGCCUGGCACCGCGCCCAGAGGAAGCUGGUGAGGGAGGCAGGCGGGAGGGGGUCUUUGACUAACUGCUCUUCCUGCCAACCUGUGGGCCUCCCUCUGUGUGCACCCCCGACCCCACCCCAGGCGGAGGAAGCCAUGGCCACCUACCGCACCUGCGUGGCCGACGCGAAGACGCAGAAGCAGGAGCUGGAGGACACCAAGGUGACCGCGCUGCGGCAGAUCCAGGAGGUCAUCCGGCAGAGCGACCAGACCAUCAAGUCGGCCACCAUCUCCUACUAUCAGAUGAUGCACAUGCAGACGGCGCCGCUGCCCGUGCACUUCCAGAUGCUGUGUGAGAGCAGCAAGCUGUACGACCCGGGCCAGCAGUAUGCCUCGCACGUCCGCCAGCUGCAGCGGGACCAGGAGCCCGACGUCCACUAUGACUUUGAGCCGCACGUCUCCGCCAACGCCUGGUCCCCCAUCAUGCGUGCCCGGAAGAGCAGCUUCAACGUGGGUGAUGUGGCGGGGGCCGAGGCUGCCGGCAGCCCCCCAGAUGAAGGUGGCUCCAUUGAGGGCACACCUGCCAAAGACCACAGGGCCGGCCGAGGACACCAGGUACACAAGUCCUGGCCACUCGCCAUCUCAGACUCGGACGCCGGGCUGGACCCCGGCCCUGGCACAGGGGACUUUAAGAAGUUCGAGCGGACAUCAUCCAGUGGCACCAUGUCGUCCACAGAGGAGCUGGUGGACUCGGAGCGGGGACCCGGGGCUUCGGCCUUCGAGCAGGCUGACCUCAAUGGCAUGACCCCCGAGCUGCCGGUGGCCGUGCCCAGUGGGCCGUUCCGCCAUGACGGGCUGUCCAAGGCAGCCCGAACCCACCGGCUCCGGAAGCUCCGCACGCCCGCCAAGUGCCGUGAGUGUAACAGCUACGUCUACUUCCAGGGUGCGGAGUGUGAGGAGUGCUGCCUGGCCUGCCACAAGAAAUGCCUGGAGACACUGGCCAUACAGUGCGGGCACAAGAAGCUGCAGGGCCGCCUGCAGCUGUUCGGACAGGAAUUCAGCCAGGCGGCCCGCAGUGCCCCCGACGGCGUGCCCUUCAUCAUCAAGAAGUGCGUCUGCGAGAUCGAACGGCGGGCGCUGCGCACCAAGGGCAUCUACCGGGUCAAUGGGGUAAAGACGCGCGUGGAGAAGCUGUGCCAGGCCUUCGAGAACGGCAAGGAGCUGGUGGAGCUGUCGCAGGCUUCACCCCACGACAUCAGCAACGUCCUCAAGCUCUACCUGCGCCAGCUGCCGGAGCCGCUCAUCUCUUUCCGCUUCUACCACGAGCUCGUGGGGCUGGCCAAGGACAGCCUGAAGGCGGAGGCCGAGGCCAAGGCGGCGACCCGGGGCCGGCAGGAUGGCUCGGAGAGCGACGCAGCGGUGGUGGCCAUGGCAGGUCGGUUGCGGGAGCUCCUGCGGGACCUGCCGCCGGAUAACCGGGCCUCGCUGCAGUACCUGCUGCGGCACCUACGCAGGAUCGUGGAGGUGGAGCAGGAGAACAAGAUGACCCCCGGGAACCUGGGCAUCGUGUUCGGGCCCACACUGCUCCGGCCACGGCCCACUGAGGCCACCGUGUCCCUCUCUUCCCUGGUGGACUACCCCCACCAGGCCCGUGUCAUCGAGACCCUCAUCGUGCACUAUGGCCUGGUCUUCGAGGAUGAGUUGGAGGAGACCCCUGAGUGCCAGGACGAGCCAUCCAAUCAGCGGGCCGAGGUGGUCGUCCAGGUGCAGUAUCUGGAGGCAGGCGAGGGGAUGGUCUACCCCCUCCCAGAGGCAGCGGAAGAUGGGGCCGGAGAAUCCCGAGUUGUGUCCAACGACUCAGACUCGGACCUGGAGGAGGCCUCCGAGCUGCUGUCCUCAUCGGAGGCCAGUGCCCUGCGCCGCCUUAGCUUCCUGGAGCAGCACCAGCAGGAGGCCAGCCUGGAGGAGGCUUCUGGCAGCCACAGUGAUAGCGAAGAGCAGCUGGAGGCCGUGGCCAGGGAGGAUGGGAACGGGGACGACGGGGUCCCAGCUCUGCAGCUCUCGGGGUUCAACACCAACCAGUCCAACAACGCGCUGCAGGCCCCACUGCCUGCCAUGAGGCUCCGUGGUGGGCGGAUCGCACUGGGCUCCUGCAGGGAGAGGCGGCCAGAGUUCGUCUGAGCUGGGGUGGGGCCAGGACCACGGGUGGCUGCUGCUCCCACGUGCUCCCGUCCCUCCACCUCCAGUGUCCUGGCCCCAUGGCAUGGCUCAGCUGCGCCAUCCUGGGGGUGCUGCCGAGUGCGCCUGGACUUGGAUGUCGUGCCAUCAGGUGCCUGCUUCCAGGGGCAUGCGGUCUCGGGGCUGUGUGUGGAGUGGGCCCUGCACGCCUUUGCACCCAGGCAGGCCUGGCUCAGUAGAGCUGGGGGAUCACUGCUGUCCUGUGAAGUUGCCGUGGCCUUGGUGGUGCCCAUGGGGCUGUGUGGAUGAAGGACGGAGACCCUGCCCUCCUCACAGGUCUGUUGCAGGGACUGGGCAUCCAGAAGCCAUUCUGGGAGCCUUGGAUGGGGCAGAGGCUGGGGCUUGGAGAGGUGUCAAGGGUGUGUUACAGCAGGGUCUGAACACAGGCCCUGGACUCCCUUUUCCAGGAACCCAGGUCUGGCCACCUGGGGCUUAGGUACACUGGGGUCUCCGAGCGACUGGAGUUAACUCACGCACAUUUAUUUUGCUGGAAUAAAGUUUCUAAUCAGG
Cebus imitator (Panamanian white-faced capuchin) is the source of this 4112-nucleotide messenger RNA. It is a transcript of the gene ARHGAP45, whose product is annotated as Rho GTPase activating protein 45. The transcript has 23 exons. Gene Ontology annotation, cellular component: membrane. Lineage: Eukaryota; Metazoa; Chordata; Mammalia; Primates; Cebidae. The record is from RefSeq and is a predicted model, not a curated record. Gene Ontology annotation, biological process: signal transduction; activation of GTPase activity. Bases 150 to 3545 code for a protein of 1131 amino acids. Gene Ontology annotation, molecular function: GTPase activator activity.